This is a messenger RNA of Morus notabilis, 3240 nucleotides long. RefSeq lists its product as uncharacterized. Gene Ontology annotation, biological process: L-arabinose metabolic process. Bases 332 to 2932 code for a protein of 866 amino acids. The record is from RefSeq and is a predicted model, not a curated record. NCBI's taxonomy places the organism in Eukaryota, Viridiplantae, Streptophyta, Magnoliopsida, Rosales, Moraceae. Gene Ontology annotation, molecular function: alpha-L-arabinofuranosidase activity. The transcript has 11 exons.
UCUUACCUGUCUCUAAUCCCUUCAUCUCUCUUCUCUCUGUAUUUACAGAACAAAAAAAUAAAAACAAAAAUAAACUUGUAUAUUAUUAUUGAUUGGAAUUAUUGUUUGGUUUGGACAUUCCUCAAUCCUCCUUCACUUUACAAGAAAUGCAUUCUUAGCUUUCACGAGAUUGUCUUGUGGAUAAAUAGUGCUUCAACUGACUCCACUUUUUAACUAUUCUUUGCCUUUUUCCUCUUCAACAAACUUCACUCAAACCAAAUGUCCUGAUUUCUCAGUCUUCAGAUCAUAUGUUUUUUUCCAAGUCAAAUUCCAAUCUGGGUUAUCAGUAAAAAUGAAGAAUUCUGCUUUUUAUUUGUUUUUAGUUAUGUUUAUGGCGUUUGAGCUAUCUGGGUAUGUUGUUAUGGCUAAGGAGUGUACAAACACUCCCACUCAGCUCUCAUCGCACACUCUCAGAUACGAGAUUCUGACGUCCAAGAACGAGACUUGGAAGAAGGAGAUGUUCUCUCACUACCAUUUGACCCCAACAGACGACUCCGCGUGGUGGAAUUUGCUUCCGAGGAAGCUUUUGAGAGAAGAAGACGAGUUCGAUUGGACCAUGAUGUACCGGAAGAUGAAGACUUCUGGAAUCGGUUCCGAUGGGUCCGGAGAUGUUCUGAAGGAGGUGUCUUUACAUGAUGUGAGGUUGGAUCCGGAUUCGCCACAUGGGCGUGCUCAGCAGACCAAUUUGGAGUAUCUGUUGAUGUUGGAUGAGGAUAACUUAGUUUGGAGUUUUAGAAAAACUGCUGGUUUGCCAACGCCUGGUAAACCUUACAAGGGUUGGGAGGACCCAAGUAUUGAGCUUCGUGGUCAUUUUGUAGGCCAUUACUUGAGUGCAUCAGCACAAAUGUGGGCUAGCACUCACAACAAAAGCUUAAAGGAGAAAAUGACUUCUGUGGUGUCCUAUCUAUCCGCUUGUCAGGAAAAAAUAGGCACAGGAUAUCUUUCUGCUUUUCCAUCCGAGCAAUUCGAUCGUUUUGAGGCUAUCAAACCUGUCUGGGCUCCGUACUACACCAUUCACAAGAUCCUAUCAGGUUUGUUGGAUCAAUAUACAUUUGCUGGUAACAAUCAGGCUUUCAAAAUCAUGACAUCGAUGGUCGACUACUUUUACAACCGAGUUCAGAAUGUAAUUACCAAAUACACAGUGGAGAGACAUUAUCUAUCACUCAACGAAGAAACUGGCGGAAUGAAUGAUGUGCUUUAUAAGUUAUACAGAAUAACGGCAAAUCCAAAGCAUUUGUUGUUGGCUCACCUGUUUGACAAACCAUGCUUUCUAGGCUUGCUUGCAGUCCAGGCUGAUGAUAUAGCUGGUUUUCAUGCCAAUACACAUAUUCCAAUUGUUAUUGGUUCUCAAAUGCGAUACGAAGUCACUGGUGAUCCACUUUAUAAGGAAAUAGGGACGUACUUCAUGGACAUUGUGAACUCAUCUCACAGCUACGCAACAGGAGGAACAUCAGCCAGCGAAUUCUGGUCAGAGCCAAAGAGAUUGGCAACCAGAUUGGGCACUGAGAAUGAAGAAUCUUGUACAACUUACAACAUGCUCAAGGUCUCUCGCCAUCUAUUUAGGUGGACGAAAGAAGUGGUUUACGCAGAUUUCUACGAGCGCGCUCUAACGAAUGGUGUGCUGAGCAUCCAAAGAGGAAGAGAACCUGGAAUUAUGAUCUACAUGCUUCCACUUGGCCGAGGAGUUUCCAAGGCCAAAAGCUAUCAUGGAUGGGGAACACCGUUUGAGUCUUUUUGGUGCUGUUAUGGUACAGGAACUGAAUCAUUUUCAAAGCUAGGAGAUUCUAUAUAUUUUGAGGAAGGAGGAGACAAUCCUGGUCUCUAUAUCAUCCAGUACAUAUCAAGCUCACUCAACUGGGCAUUAGGAAAACUUAAGCUGAAUCAGAAAGUUGAUCCUGUUAACUCAGGGGAUCCUUAUCUUCGGGUGUCUUUGACGGUUUCACCUGUGGGAACAGGUCAAUCAUCUACCUUAAACUUGCGGAUUCCGAGUUGGACGCAUUCCGAUGGCGCAAAGGCAAAGUUAAAUGGUCAAGAUUACGCUCUACAACCAUCACCAGGUAGUUUUCUAUCAAUCACUAGAAACUGGAGCCCUGGUGAUGUAGUAACCCUUCAGCUGCCCAUUAGUCUAAGGCAAGACCCUAUUAAAGAUGACAGGCCUGAGUAUGCUUCAAUUCAGGGAAUUCUUUAUGGCCCCUAUCUGCUUGCAGCUCAUACCAGUGGUGACUGGGAAAUCAAAACAGGAUCAGCUAGCUCUCCUUCAGACUGGAUAACUCCAAUCCCUUCCUCUUACAACAAUGAUCUGGUCACUUUCUCCCAACAGCUUGGAAAAUCAAUAUUUGUCUUGACGAAUGCAAACCAAUCAAUCACAAUGAAAAAACUUCCCGAAUCUGGGACCGAUGCAGCAGUGCAAGCCAGUUUCAGGCUCAUCUUUGAGGAAUCGUCUUCCUCAAAACACUCCACGAUGAACGACAUCAUUGGCCAGACAGUCAAGUUCGAACCGCUUGAUUUGCCAGGCAUGGUGGUAGUGCAUCAAGGAGAAGAGGAUCUUACAGUCGCGGAUUCCUCCAGUGAGAAGGGCUCUUCAUCAGUUUUCCUCCUUGCUUCCGGAUUAGACGGAAGUUCAGAAACGGUGUCCUUGGAAUCAGAAAGCAACAGAGGUUGCUUUGUGUACAAUGCGGACUAUCAAUCUGGUGGAAGCUUGAAGCUAAGCUGCAAUAAUGAGCCGUCAGACGCGGCAUUCAGUCAGGCAGCAAGCUUUGUAAUGAAUAAAGGACUGAGUGAGUAUCAUCCUAUAAGCUUUGUGGCCAAAGGGGCAUCAAGGAAUUUUCUUUUGGCGCCAUUGUUGAGCCUCAGGGAUGAAUCUUAUACCGUUUAUUUUAACAUUCACACUUAGAUAAGUUAGGACAGAAUACUGGGAAAACCAGUUACAAACAUGCAAUUAAACAACAAAAUUCCUUUCUGGACAGUUGUUACUAGUUGAAGAAUAAAUUUUCUGAAAAGUGUAGAUGAUCUUCAUAUGAAACAUUUUUAGCCUCAGUUUAUAGAGAGUGAUUGAAGAUUGAAGCUAGAGAAAGAAGAAUUUGGGAACGGAUGAUAAAAGUAUAUUUAUUAGUCCCUUUGCUGUAUGUGUGUGUCCCUUGAGAUUCUUGUUUGUGUUCUUCAAAGCCUAUGGCUCAGAGAAAUGAUUAACUGGUGUUAAUA